AAAUUGUGGGGUAAAAAAACAAUUUUUUUAAAAAAAGGUCUAAAUUUUAAAACCAAAACUUCAAAUAGGUCAUUUUUGUCAAUUGCCCAACUGCUUGGGCCAAAUACACCCUUACUGUUUUUAUCCUUAAAUUUUAUUUUAUUAAUAGAUAUUUUGAUCUAGUAUCAUAAAUGCCUUAUGGUUUUUUUUAUUAACUUUUGAGUGUAAGUAUUGAGUUGGUUAUUAUUAAUCUCCUUUGGAUAGUAAGGACUAGUUUACGAUUGUGUAAGUUCUUUUGAGUUGGAAAACAGAAGGAUUCAGCUUUGGCAGAAAAAAUUGUAUACUACAUGACAAAGAUGAAAUCUUAUGGCAUAGAACAGAAUGGAAUCAUUUGAGCAGUAUAAAAUUAAAAAGCAUCCUAAGAUUAUUUUAGGAAAAAAAAUCUACCCAACCUAGUGCAAUCCAAACAAAUACAAAUUCUGGAAUAACCUUUUGAAAAGUAAAGGAAAGAAGAAAAAAAUCAGCUUAGUUUUGUUUUCACUUGCGGAUUCAACAAAGUUUUUAGAUCAUUAUAGCUAGGUUCUCCUGCUAUGAACAUGUGCCCAGAACCAAGCCAAUGGAGAAGCAGAAUUCAGAGGAAGUAAUGGAAACCACUCAAAAGGUUACCAGAAAAAAGGGUGGUCUUCGAACUAUGCCUUUCAUUUUAGCAAACGAGAUAUUUGAGAAGAUUUCAAAUAUUGGUCUUCAUGCAAAUAUGAUAUUUUACCUGAUAAAUGAGUAUCACCUGAGUAGUGCUAAAGGAGCAAUCGUCUUGUUUCUGUGGUCUGCACUGACAAACUUUUUGCCCAUUGCCGGAGCUUUCCUCUCUGAUUCUUACUUGGGUCGGUUUAAGGUCAUCGCCAUGGGGACAGUGGUUACACUUCUUGGAAUGGUGGUUUUAUGGUUAACAGCCAUAUUUCCAAAAGCAAGGCCUCCACACUGUAAACCACCUGAGGAAUUUUGUGUAUCAGCAAACACUGCCCAGCUGAUGCUUCUGUAUUUUGCAUUUCUUCUAAUGGCGAUCGGAGCUGGGGGAAUUCGACCAUGCUCUUUGGCGUUUGGGGCAGAUCAACUAGAAAAGCCAGGCAACCCCAAAAACCAAAGAACUAUGCAAAGCUUCUUCAACUGGUACUAUGCUACUGUUGGAAUUUCAGUCACCAUUUCAGUGGUAUUUAUGGUUUAUCUCCAGAACGCUGCCGGUUGGGUUGUGGGUUACGGAGUUCCUGUUGGACUUAUGGUGUUAUCCACAGCCAUGUUCUUUCUUGGCUCUUCAUUGUAUAUUAAACUGAUGGCAAACAAGAGUUUGCUUAGCAGUUUGGCUCAGGUAAUCGUUGCAGCUUGGAGAAAUAGGAACUUGGAAUUCCCCCCACAAGCUUCUGAUAAAUGGUUUUACCAUAAAGGCUCAAAACUCGUCACCCCAACGCCGAAAUUGAGGUUUCUAAACAAGGCUUGCAUAAUAAGAAACAAAGAAACAGACAUGGAUUCUAAUGGAAUGGCCAAAUUCCCAUGGAGAUUAAGCACAAUUCAACGAGUAGAGGAACUAAAAGCACUAAUCAGAUUACUUCCCAUUUGGUCUACUGGCAUUAUAAUCAGCGCCACCAUCAACCAAUUCACCUUCUCCGCUCUCCAAGCAAACACAAUGGAUAGACACAUAACACCCCACUUCCAAUUCCCAGCAGCUUCCUUUGCCGUCUUCACAAUCCUAACCCUAACAAUCUGGGUCGCAAUAUACGACCAAAUCAUCGUCCCACUACUAACGAAAUUCACCAAAAAAUCAAAUGGACUAACUUUAAAGCAGAGAAUGGGAAUCGGACUCGCAAUCUCAUGCUUGGCCUCAGUAGUUUCAGCAGAAAUCGAGAGAAAACGAAGAAACAGAGCAAUUCAUGAAGGUUUAGCCAAUGUACCGGAAGGAAUCGUGAAGAUGUCGGCAAUGUGGCUGGUGCCACAGCACUGCCUGGCAGGGCUGGCUGAAGCGUUGAAUGCGAUAGGGCAGAUUCAAUUCUUCUACUCGCAGCUGCCGAGGAGUAUGGCGAGCAUUGCAGUAGCGAUGUUCUCGCUGGGAAUGGGCGGAGGAAGCUUGGUUGCAGCACUGAUUGUGAGCGUGGUGAAGAAGAGGACGACGAAAAAUGGGAAUGUGGGAUGGCUUUCGAAUAAUCUGAACCAGGGGCAUUAUGAUUACUACUACUGGGUUUUGAGCUUGAUGGGUGUGGCUAAUUUGUUGUAUUAUUUGAUUUGCAGUUGGUUCUAUGGAGAUGAGGAGGAGGGAAUGGAACAGAGUAGGGUUUGGGAUGAUAAGGAAGCCAUUGAAGAAGAAGCCAUCCUCGGUGCUUGAUUUAGACAUGCACUUGAAAGAAGAUUUGAUCUCUCAUCUUAUAACUGAUAAAUUUUUAUUACACAUGCC
Molecule: messenger RNA, 2419 nt
Organism: Benincasa hispida (wax gourd)
Lineage: Eukaryota; Viridiplantae; Streptophyta; Magnoliopsida; Cucurbitales; Cucurbitaceae
Product: protein NRT1/ PTR FAMILY 1.2-like
Biological process (GO): oligopeptide transport; transmembrane transport
Cellular component (GO): membrane
Molecular function (GO): transmembrane transporter activity
Source: RefSeq, a predicted model, not a curated record